AUGAUGCAGCGAUCAGUGGUCUGCAUUGUGGUCCUGUGUGCAGGUCUUGCGGGAGCUGUUCCUGCGAGGUUCACUGUCGAUGCCGAUGGGGUGCCUGGCAGUGCGGAGAUGCUUUCUGGCCGAGGACGACCAGAACAUGUCAUGCGACGGCAGCUUCUGGAGCAUAGAAGUGAGAAGAGCUCUGCUGGAAAGAUCCAUGUGGUGUAUUCUGCCGAUAGUGAUGUGGUUCCGGGCCUCAAAGCCUCCAUCGCCUCUUGCAUUGCAUCGUCUGCCUCACCCAGCGAACUGGUCAUCCAUGUUAUGGUGCAAAGCAAGCACCUGGAACGGCUGCGGCGUGAGUUGAGCAUCGAGUCGACCCAAAGGAUCACAUCUGCAGGUGCAGUCAUCUCCCUCCAUGAGAUACCGACCACCGUCGUGGAGGCGGACAGAGGCAAGAUACCAAUUCGGAUACGUCAGGAGCGUGGCGAGUUGGAUGACCCAGAGGUGUAUGCCAGAAUCUACAUGGACAAGAUCAUUCCGCAGAUGAAAUUCGCAGUUUGGCUUGAUGCCGACACCAUUGUCCAGAAGGAUGUGAAAGAGCUUCAGAAGAGACUGCAGCAAUCUGGAAAGACGAUUGGAUUUGUCUCCAGAAGCACCAAGAUGUAUCCAAAUUUCCUGACCGGCAAGUGCGCGCCGGAAUUGGAUGUGUCUUGGAGCAAGCUGAAGAACCUGACAGCAUACAACACAGGGGUGUUUGCGGUCAAUUUGGAGCGCUGGGCCGCCGUGAAAGCAGCCCCCCGCAUCGAGAAGCUGGUGCGGCUCCAAAACAGCUGUCCUGGUGGGCUUUGGAAGGGAGGUUCCCAGCCUCCUUUAACUCUGGCUUUCCAACUGCACGAUCCAAACCAUUCAGAUGACUUCAUCGUGUUCGAGAAGGAAUGGAACGCCUUGGGUUUCGGAUUAGAUCAGAAGAACAAGGACGAAACUGGGCAACUGCACAUUCUACACUGGAACGGCAUGAGAAAGCCAUGGAAGAGCAAUGGCUACAACAAGGCAAUCUGGGAGCCCUACUACCGCAGGUAUGACCACUUGUGA
Molecule: messenger RNA, 1071 nt
Organism: Symbiodinium necroappetens
Lineage: Eukaryota; Dinophyceae; Suessiales; Symbiodiniaceae
Source: the annotation of a GenBank genome assembly